CCCUUUGUAAAUUUUGACCCAAAAAAAGGAGAGCUACUCCAAUAAAGAGGAAUUGGAAGAAAGUAAAACUUUGCGCAGGGAAUAGGCUUGCAGCUAAAACCCUCAAAAAACCCCUAUGCACCAUUGACGAUUAGGGUAUAAUGAAAGGAGGGAAAGCUGAGUGAUUGAUUUCUCCAUUGGCGUCGUCGUCAUCAUGUUGGUUUCCAGAUAUAUUCAGCGGCGCUCUCUCACAACCCUCGCCUCUCUCCUCUCCUACACUCCCUUACAGAAUGUGAUUCUGAGGAGAUAUGAUUCGGUGAACAUGAUCUCAAGUGGUGGGAAUAUGAUCAGUUCUCCGGUCAAAUAUGUAAAAGUUCCUAUUUUUACUUCAACAAAUGUGUGGAAUUGCAAUGUUGGAGUGAGGUGGAUGUCAGGGAAGAGCAUGAGGAGCAGAGUGGCAAUGAGAAUGCAAAAUGAGUCCAGCAAAACCCUUAGAGAGAUUCGAAGGUCAAAGAAGUUAAAGUUGAAGCUCAUGACUGAUGAAGAACGAUUAAUUUAUAAUCUAAGAAGAGCAAAGAAAAAAGUGGCGUUGCUACUUCAGAAGCUGAAAAAAUAUGAGCUCCCAGAUUUACCAUUUCCGCGGCAUGAUCCUGAGCUUUUGACUCCUGAGCAACUGCAAGCGUAUAAGAAGAUUGGUUUCAGGAAUAAAAAUUAUGUACCUGUUGGUGUUCGUGGAGUCUUUGGAGGAGUUGUCCAAAAUAUGCAUCUCCACUGGAAGUUUCAUGAGACUGUGCAAGUUUGUUGUGAUAACUUCCCUAAGGAAAAAAUUAAGGAGAUGGCUUCAAUGCUGGCUCGACUAAGUGGUGGAAUUGUGGUUAACAUACAUAAUGUGAAAACAAUUAUUAUGUUUCGUGGCAGAAACUACCGCCAGCCAAAGAAUUUGAUACCUAUGAACACACUUACAAAAAGGAAGGCAUUAUUUAAAGCCCGAUUCGAACAAGCACUAGAAUCACAGAAAUUAAACAUAAAGAAAAUAGAGCAAGAGCUCCGGAGGAAGGGAAUAAAUCCUGAUGAUCCAACUGCCAGAGCCAGCAUCCAGCGAGUAGCAUCCACAUUCUUCAAUGCUAUUGAUAAGAAAGAAGGAAGCCCAUAUGUCUUUCAGGAUGAUAAUGGUACUCACAGCGGUAGUGUAGACGAAAAACAUUCAGUAGCUGAAGACAGUGACCAGGAGGAGCUUGACAAUUUCAUAGCUCAGAUAGAAAAGGCAGCUGAUGACGAAUGGGCAGCUGAAGAAGAAGCAGAGAAAGAAGAAGCGGGGAAGCUUAGAUAUUGGAACAAAGAAGAUAUAGGUAGUCGAUUCAGAAGCUCUGGAAUGAUUGGAAGUGAUGAAUCAGAUAAUGAAACUGGAGGAAGGACAAGUGGCGGGAGUAAGACAUAUGGAAGGAACAUAGCUGAUGAUGAUGAUGAACACGAUGAUGUAUCUGAAGAUGAUGGUGAGUUAGAUGAUGAUGAUGAUCGACGGUGUGGUAGGAGAGAUACCGACACGUACAAGGCUCCAGUCAGGCAUCCCAAGUAUAAAACAGAGAAAUGGCAGAAAGGUAAGAGCAAUAGACCUAAAAAUGAGGGAGGACCAAGCAGAAAUUUUGACCCUUAUUUGAAGGGAACGAUGGCUACAGAUGGUUCUGCUCCAGAUAUGCUAAGUGACCUUGAGGAAGCCAUGUGGACUUCAGAUGAUGAGGGUGGGCAGAACUCAACUCAACCAAGUGAGUAUAGAAGUAGUAGUGAUGAGGGGGAGGAUUAUGAUAAGAUAGCAAAGUGGGAAUCAGAUGCAGAGGAUGCACCCGGUUCGAGGGCAUCAAGUGGAGUUGGUAAUAGCUUUAGGACUCGUGGUCAAGGACAAAUGAAGAAAAACGAGGACACCCGCGAGAGCAGGAGGAAGGUGAAAAGCUCAAAGGACUUUGAUGAAACUUGGGACAGCGACUGACUGGGAUUCCAACUUUGACAUAGAAAUAGGGCUCGUUGGAUGUACACAUGCAGUGCAAUAGAGGCUGGUGUUGCUUAUGGUACUUGAUCUAUGCAAGCAAAUCAGGAAGAAAGUUCGUGGUUGCACAUGGGCAAGGAAUCAAGCUAACUAUUUCUUCCUGUGUGCUGCUUUUGCAUCUACAUUUUUGAAUUUGGGUGAAGCACAGCAAGGCACAUAGACAUUGGCAGUGCACCUGAAUGUCCUCAUCUGUAGUUUUCUUGUAUCCACAUUGUUUAAGUAAUAAUUCCCAUUCCCUUCUCAUAAUGUUUUGUCAGAGCAAUUGUGCUGCAGAAGAGUAGUAGUACAUGGAAGAAUCUACAGUGGCGACUCUUGUAUAUUAUCAGUGAACCAAAUUACUGUUUUGAUAAUAUAUUCAGAUUGAAUUGACUGGACUAUAA
Molecule: messenger RNA, 2400 nt
Organism: Lycium ferocissimum
Lineage: Eukaryota; Viridiplantae; Streptophyta; Magnoliopsida; Solanales; Solanaceae
Product: CRM-domain containing factor CFM9, mitochondrial
Exons: 4
Coding region: 194-1963 (589 amino acids)
Molecular function (GO): RNA binding
Source: RefSeq, a predicted model, not a curated record